UGCAUCCCCCGCCUCUCUCUCUCUCUUCCCCCCCCCCUCUCUCUCUCUGUCAUUCACAACGGCCUGUAUGUGGACUGACACAGCAGCAAACAGACGGACAAGAGAAAAACCAAACAGAACAACAAACAUAGAGGGACGGUCAGUAAGAGAGGAGCAGGUGGGACAGACGCCCGGCGUGAUCCGACCCGAUACACACGGGUAAAGGAUCAUGCGUUCCCGUAGCAACAGUCUGGAGGAUACGGCAAAGACGAAGCCGUCUCCUUCGAGAGGAAGAUCGCGACUGCAAACAUCAGAGCACGAGGAGGCGUGUCACGGGACGAGACGCACUCCAGACGAAACGGGCACCGGUCAGAGGAACCACGCGGAUGGCCGACACAGACCGCAGAGAGAGAGAACCGCGGGAGCGUCGUCGACACGAAAGAGCAGAGAUCUGUCACGAGAUGACCUCCUCUUCCUCCUCAGCAUGCUGGAAGGAGAACUACAGGCUCGAGAUGAAGUGAUCAAUGUUCUGAGAGCCGAUAAAAUCGAUCUGGCUCUACUGGAGGCCACGUAUGGCUUUGUAACUCCUCCGAAGGUGCUGAAAGCACUGCAGAGAGACUCCAUCCAGGGCAAAAGCGCCGGCUGGCAGGAGGACAUCUACGAGAAACCCAUUACAGAGCUGGACAGGCUGGUGGAGAAGCAGCGCGAAACGUACAGGCGGAUGCUGGAACAGCUCCUGAUGGUGGAACAAUCUCACAGACAGACCCUCCACAGACUGGAGAACGAGAAGAGGAACCAUAACGACUUCAUGAAAAAGAGCGAUGAAUUCACCAGUCUGUUGGAGCAGGAGAGAGAGAGAUUGAAGCUGCUCAUCGAUCAAGAAAAAGCUCACCAGGAGAAAAAGGAAGAGGAGAGCAGCAGAAAAGUCACAAAUCUGAAGGACGAGCUGACCAAGCUGAAGUCUUUUGCCCUGUUGGUUGUUGACGAACAGCAUCGUGUAACAGAGCAGCUGACCCAGCAGACAACAAAGGUCCAGGAACUCCAGAACGCUACAGCUCAGGCCCAAGAGGAGCUGAGCUCGGCCCUGACUCGUCUACAGGAAGAGGAGAGCAAAGUCCUCCGAUUGGAGGAGGAGUUACGCAACCAGGCCUGUCGUUUCCACCAGGAGCAAGAAGCCAUGACGGCCAAACUGAACAAUGAAGAUGCCCAAAACAGACAGCUGCGGCAGAAGCUCUCCUCGCUGAGUCGGCAGUUAGACGAUCUGGAAGAAACCAACAAGACCUUGCGCAGGGCGGAGGAGGAACUUCAAGAGCUGAGGGACAAAAUGAGCCGUGGUGAGUGUGGCAACUCCAGCCUGGUGUCGGAAGUGGAAGAGUUGAGGAAACGAGUGCUGGAAAUGGAGGGGAAAGAUGAGGAGCUGAUCAAGAUGGAGGACACCUGCAGGGACCUGAACAGGAAGCUAGAGAAAGAGUCCGACCAAAGCCGGAGCUUAAAAACAGAGGUGGACAAGCUGAAUCACAGGAUCAUGGAGCUGGAGAAGUUAGAGGAUGCUUUUGGCAAGAGUAAGCAGGAGUGCCAUUCAUUGAAAAGCAACCUGGAGAAAGAGCGCACUACAACGAAACACAUGUCCAACGAACUAGAUGUGUUAAGAGUCCGAAUCAAAGAGCUUGAGGCAGCCGAGGUCCAUUUGGGGAAGACUGAACUGACGCUGAAAGAGGAUCUGACGAAACUCAAAACGCUGACAGUCAUGCUGGUCGAUGAGAGGAAAGCAAUGUCAGAAAAACUUAAGCUGAUGGAGGAUAAAGUACAAAACAGCACCGGAAAACUGCAGGCAGAACAAGACAAGGUGAACGUCGUCACUGAAAAGUUGAUUGAAGAGAGUAAGAAGGCUUUGAGGUCAAAGGCUGAACUGGAGGAGAAAAUGUGUGCCGCCACUAGGGAGAGGGAUGGGCUAAAAGCUGAGCUCAAAGCUGAGGAGGAGAAAAACUGUGAUCUUCAGUCCAAAGUUAGCUUGAUGAAGAAGAGGCUUCAGUCACUCGAGGCUGUGGAGAGGGAGUUCUUGAGAAACAAAUCCAAGGAGGAAAACACAAAACCUCCAGUUCCUUACCGCUACCAACAAGAAGACAACAAAGUGAAAGAUUUGACCCAGGAAGUAGAACGCCUCCGCAGGAAGCUAAAGGACAUGAAGUCGGUGGAAGGUGAUCUUCUGAAGACAGAGGACGAGUAUGAAUCACUGGAAAAGAGAUAUUCCAAUGAACAGGAGCGAGCCAAAGCUCUAAUGGAUGAACUAGAGAUGUCUAGGAAGGAACUUUCCAAAUACCAGUUGGCUGAGAAAGAAGAAUCCAAUCAAGAGCACGUCCUGUAUAAGCGUCUGAAAGAGGAAGAGGCCAAAUCUAGUCAUCUGACUCGAGAGGUAGAAGCAUUGAAAGAGAAGAUCCAUGACUACAUGGGCACAGAAGAAUCCAUCUGCCGCUUGAAAACCGACCACGCUGUGCUACAGAGAAAACUCAACCAGCAAGAGGUCAGAAAUAGAGAGCUGGCCAGAGAGCUAGAGUCACUUACACGAGAGCUCGAGAGAUACAGGCGUUUCAGUAAAAGCCUACGGCCAGGCAUGACUGGAAGACGUUUCUCGGAUCUCCAGUUGUCCUCAAAGGAGGUGCAGACCGACCCAACAGACGAUCUUUCCCCAAACAAAAACCUCGCACAGCUGGACUGCGCUCUGGUCAAUGGCAAGAUGUAUGUAGAGAGUGAUCCAGAUGAUGAAGCCAAUUACAAUGAGAUAAACCUGACAAACUGCACACCGUCACUCAUCAACAAUGUCAACAAUCUCAACAACAAUAUGAGAAGAGUUAGAGGACCUUUUCUAAAAGCUAAAGAAAAUUAUACAGUGAAAGGCAAGGUGCAGCCGAGACAGAACGGUAAUCACGUUCAGCAGCAAGGUGACGUGGUCCUUACGCACACUCCAGGUCAACCUCUGCACAUCAAAGUGACCCCUGACCUUGGGCACAACACGGCCACUCUCGAGAUAACCAGUCCCACCGCGGAGAACGGUCAGUCCUUCACCAGCACUGCGGUCAUCCCCACGAGCAGCGGCACUCCUAAACAGAGAAUCACCAUCGUACAGAAUUCAUCCAGCUCACCUUCGAACAAGUCCAAAGGUUCACCUCCACCCGAGAGUCCCUGUAGCCCCGUCGCACUCGAUCGCUCUAUGUCACCGCUCACCAUGGCCGCCUAUUCCCGAACGUUGACCGCCGGCUCCCGCGGGUCAGUUAGCCCGGACAGAGCCGUGUCGCCCGUUCAGAUAGUGUCCGUUACUACCGGGGCCCCCGACGGAUCGCAGUCCGUAGAGUCGCUGGAGCUGGUGGGAGGUCAUACCGUGUUUCGUGUUAGCCCGGAGAGGCAGAAGAGCUGGCAGCUGCAGAGGUCCAACAGCUCAGGUCCAAAUGUUAUUACCACUGACGAUAACAAAAUCCACAUUCACUUAGGAAGCCCCUACGUUCAAACCGUGAACACCGCGGCCAAAACCGUCAGCCCCUAUUUCUCGCUCGGCCCAGAGCAGAGGAUUCCAGUAUUAACCAAUGGCUCUGCAGCCAAAGGCAACAACAAAAUUACGAGCAGCAUCGUAAUAAAACCCACAUCCAGUCCGAUAUCACGGCCUUCACAGAUUACAGUUCCUCUGGAAUCAUUCCGACGUCCUGGACCGACCAGAAUUCCCAAACCCAAGGGUGCAGCAAAGAGCUCAAACAGCUCGGCGCAAAGUGCACUGACUCAUGGGAAAUGUGUCCAACAACCCCAACCAUGUGAACCAAGCCACCAACUCGUGAUCACCAAAUCAGUUUAACAGGGAGGGAAAAGACUUAUUGUCCUGAUUUUAUUUUUUUGGUGCUGUAAUGAGACUUUAUUUUAUUGUGAAAACUUUAUAAAUCCUGACCAUUAUCUUUACGGUGCUGAAUCUAGCUUUCUUUCCCUCAUGUAUUUGUUUCAAACUUUAUUAUUAUCAACAUGUUUAUUAGUUAUACACACAGUAAUGAUGCACUGAUGAAGGGUUUAAAGUAAAUAUUUACUUACUGUUAUCAAACAGGACUGUUGUUACAUCUGCACAUCAGAGUAAAACAUUUCAUUUAUGAUUAUUAGCUUUAGUGUUCUUACUGUAAUGUAUUAAGUUAGGAGAGGUUUUAGUCUGAAUCGCAGAAGUUAACAAAGUUAAAACUCUUCUGUCAAGGGUAAGAAAAAAACCCAUUCACAGUUCUGAUUGUAUUUCCAUUAUUAUUAUUAUUAUUAUUAUUAUUAUUAUGGAUUAUUAAGGAGCAUCAGUUAAAAAUGAUUAGUUGUAAUGUAGUAAAUCAAGUAUAACACGCAGCCUGCUUAAAUAUUAAAAACAUUAAAUACAGAGAGAUAAAACAUGAUGAUGACGUGUAUGAGAGGAAUAAUGAAUGCAUUUAUCAUUUAUUUAUUUGUGCUUUGUUUGUUUGUGCGGGUUAGAGACAAUCACUUGAGUAAUUUAAUCAUAAAUUAAUGUAGAUUUGUAAAUGUAUUUUUUUAUUUACUGAGAAAAAUCAAAUCAUUACUGACUAAUGAUAAUAAAUACUACAUACAUGCACUCUC
Misgurnus anguillicaudatus (oriental weatherfish) is the source of this 4584-nucleotide messenger RNA. NCBI's taxonomy places the organism in Eukaryota, Metazoa, Chordata, Actinopteri, Cypriniformes, Cobitidae. The record is from RefSeq and is a predicted model, not a curated record.